Paramacrobiotus metropolitanus is the source of this 1035-nucleotide messenger RNA. Its product is annotated as N-arachidonyl glycine receptor-like. The transcript has 2 exons. Gene Ontology annotation, molecular function: G protein-coupled receptor activity. Bases 1 to 1035 code for a protein of 344 amino acids. Gene Ontology annotation, biological process: positive regulation of Rho protein signal transduction; phospholipase C-activating G protein-coupled receptor signaling pathway. NCBI's taxonomy places the organism in Eukaryota, Metazoa, Tardigrada, Eutardigrada, Parachela, Macrobiotidae. The record is from RefSeq and is a predicted model, not a curated record. Gene Ontology annotation, cellular component: membrane.
AUGGCUGAACCAGGCAGUAAUAACACAACGCUGAUCGUAUUCGACGGCAACUUGACCGGUAUACAAUGGAACAUCCUAGCUGGACUGCGGCUCUUUACCUGUACCACAACAUUCUCCUUAAAUGUGGCUGUAUUGACGGUGUUCAUCAUGACUAAGAAAUUGCACACACCGUUCAACGUUUACUUGAUCAACCUUCUCGUGGCGGAUAUUGUCUAUGUGAGCCUGUCCUCAUUUCAAGGCGUCAUCGAAUGGUUGAAACCCAAUUGGUGGGGUGGUUUUGCGCUCUGCUGUGUGUACAAAUACGGGAUUAAUGCGCCGGCCGCCUGUAUGAUCUGGUCGCAGGUGCUGGUCACCGUCAACCGCGUGUGGGCGGUCACGUGGCCGCAUUUGUACCGGACACACCACACGGCACGCUGUGCGGUCCUGACGUGUACAGCCAUGUGGAUGGUCAUUCACGCCAUCUGUGUGCCGUAUCUCAUUCUGGAUUCCUGGUGGGAUCUGUUGCCGGGAUCACUUUAUGGGUGCUUUUUUAACUCCGAAGCGCAUUUGCUGUACACUCAGAUUAUCGAGAUCUCCAUGGCCGACUUUCCCGCCCUGUUCAUCAUUGUAACCUAUCCUUAUUUACUCUGGAUGACCCUCAAUCGCCGACACCGUCCCACUCGCCCAUGUCACAGACGCGGCUCUGCCCCCGUGUCCAGUGGGGGCCCCCUCGAUAAAGAACACCGUACCGCAUUCUUGGUCCUCACUCUGCUGACCAUCAGUGUAAUUAUCUUCCUGGUUCCAUUACCGCUCGUCAUGAUGAUCGGGUUAGCUAACAGUUGGCUAGCCGCCAGUGCAUCAUUCCGCGCCUCACUCUGGCUACUAGAGAUCCAGGCGGCGGCGGACACCGUCAUCAUCUUCGUUAGUGUCAAAGAUCUACGGGACACCGUAGCACAGACACUGUGCUGCCGGAGAGGGCGCGGGCCAGAUCGACGGUUCUCACGGAAUAGCGUCGGGAGUAUCGGAUUGAACAUCAUGUUUAUCUGCGGAAAAUAA